GCGGCGCCUCCAGCACCGCAGCGAUCGGCCCCGUGGCGGCGGGGGCAGCCUGGCCGGGCGAUGGCGGAGCUGUAGCAGCCGCGGGGCCGGUGCGGGCGGCGGGCUAUGGCGGCGGCACGGCUGCGGGUGGCCCUGUGGGUGCUGUGGCAUUUUGGAGUGGGCGGUCGCGGGUUGGAGCUGGCGGGACUGGAGGGCCCGCGGGGGCGCGCGGCGCGGUGCCAGCCUGUGGACAUCCCGAUGUGCCGGGGAAUCGGGUACAACCUGACCCGCAUGCCCAACCUGCUGGGGCACGAGAGCCAGCGUGAGGCCGCCCUGAAGCUGCACGAGUUCGCCCCGCUGGUGGAGUACGGCUGCCACGUUCACCUGCGCUUCUUCCUCUGCUCCCUCUACGCACCCAUGUGCACCGAUCAGGUGAGCGCCAGCAUCCCUGCCUGCCGCCCCAUGUGUGAGCAGGCCCGCCACAAGUGUGUCCCCAUCAUGGAACAGUUCAAUUUCGGCUGGCCUGAGUCACUUGACUGUGGCAGGUUGCCCACCAAGAAUGACCCCAAUGCCCUCUGCAUGGAGGCCCCUGAAAAUGCCUCAGCCGCUGAGCCGCACAAGGGACAGGGGAUGCUGCCUGUGGCCCCCCGGCCUUGGCCACCUGGUACCGCUACUGAGGGACGGGGACCCAAUGGGCUGGGAGCUUGCGACAAUCCUGAGAAGUUCCAGUACGUGGAGAAGAGCCUCUCAUGUGCACCCAGGUGCUCCCCCGGGGUGGAUGUGUACUGGUCCCGGGAGGACAAGGACUUUGCCUUCAUUUGGAUGGCUGUCUGGUCCACCCUCUGCUUCGUCUCCACUGCCUUCACCGUCCUUACUUUUCUGCUUGACCCCCACCGCUUCCAGUAUCCUGAGAGGCCCAUCAUUUUCCUCUCCAUGUGCUACAAUGUCUACUCUGUGGCCUUCAUCAUCCGCUCUGUGGCCGGGGCUGAGAACAUUGCCUGUGACCGGGAGAACGGUGAGCUCUACAUCAUACAGGAGGGGCUGGAGAGCACAGGCUGCACCAUUGUCUUCCUCAUCCUCUACUAUUUCGGCAUGGCUAGCUCUCUCUGGUGGGUUGUCCUCACCCUCACCUGGUUCCUGGCUGCUGGGAAGAAGUGGGGACAUGAGGCCAUUGAGGCCCACAGCAGCUACUUCCACAUGGCUGCCUGGGGCAUCCCAGCUAUGAAGACCAUUGUCAUCCUCACCAUGCGGAAGGUGGCAGGGGAUGAGCUCACGGGGCUGUGCUAUGUGGGGAGCAUGGACGUCAGUACCCUGACUGGCUUUGUCCUCAUCCCCCUCUCCUGCUACCUGGUCAUUGGCACCUCCUUCAUCCUCACUGGCUUUGUUGCCCUCUUCCACAUCCGGAAGAUCAUGAAGACGGGUGGCACCAACACAGAAAAGCUGGAGAAGCUGAUGGUGAAGAUUGGGGUCUUCUCCAUCCUCUACACCGUCCCGGCCACCUGUGUCAUUGUCUGCUACUUCUACGAGCGGCUGAAUGUGGAUUACUGGAUGCUGCGGGCACUGGAGCAUGGCUGCCUACCCCUGCCUGGCCGCCAUGCCACCGACUGCUCCCUUGAGGCCUCGGUGCCCACUGUGGCUGUCUUCAUGCUAAAGAUUUUCAUGUCACUGGUGGUGGGCAUCACCAGUGGGGUGUGGGUGUGGAGCUCUAAAACGCUGCAGACCUGGCAGAGCCUGUGCAACAGGCGGCUGGGCAUGAGGACGCGGAGCAAGCCCUGCAGUGGGGUCAGCUGUGGCGGGGGACACUGCCACUAUAAAGCCCCCACAGUCAUGCUGCACAUGACCAAGACGGACCCGUACCUGGACAACCCGACUCAUGUCUAGAGACAGGGGCUGCCCCCCACACUGGAAGAAGUGGCCUCACGGGUAAGGGGCAAGGGCAAGGGCUGUGUGCAGCAGGAGGGACACUCCCAGGUUUAGGGGGGCAAGGUUGCAGGAUCCCCCAGCACCACUCACUGACAAGUAGCCGCUUUUUCCUAGAGGAUGUUUUGUUGUUGCUGUUGCCAAAUCCACUGACUCUUCUAACGCUUUCUUUGGGGGAUGGCGGGGAAGGGACACGGAGAGGAAUAAUCCAUCUGUGUUUAUUUAAUUCUGUAAUUUAUUUUAAAUUUUUUUUGAUCGUUAGCUGCAAGGAAUGGAAAAAACAAUAAACCCUGGAUGUGUUAUUUGA
This is a messenger RNA of Camarhynchus parvulus, 2206 nucleotides long. RefSeq names its product frizzled class receptor 9 (gene FZD9). Gene Ontology annotation, cellular component: plasma membrane. The record is from RefSeq and is a predicted model, not a curated record. Gene Ontology annotation, biological process: non-canonical Wnt signaling pathway; canonical Wnt signaling pathway. Bases 106 to 1860 code for a protein of 584 amino acids. The transcript has a single exon. Gene Ontology annotation, molecular function: Wnt-protein binding; Wnt receptor activity. Lineage: Eukaryota; Metazoa; Chordata; Aves; Passeriformes; Thraupidae.